ACGAUUUCCUCAGCUCUCGAUUUCUUAAAUUACCUGGAAUCUAGAGAUGUAGAGUUUGAGCAGCUCAAGUACCUCUAUCUCCCUUUGUUAGAUCUUGAGAGAAAGUACAGGUUGACACUAACACCAAUCAUAUUGAACAACAGUUUCGACGACACUAGCUUACCUCAAGGUAUACGCGACAGGCUCGAGUUUAAUAUCUUGAAAGCCGCAUUCGACAGACGCGUAGUUGAACAACGUGUAUUUAUCAAAAAUCUUGAAUUAACAGAGAAGCUACUACAAGUGUCUAUAUUACUGUUUUUACUAUCUAAAGCAUCUGUACAAUCAGAGGAUACCAAACCACGUAAACGUAAACGCAAAGCAAAGGAGCUUACGAAUGAUUAUGAUAGCAUUCACGAGAGAUUAGAGUUCGCUGUCGAUAGACUUGUACUUUGGCAGACACUCAAUAAUACCCCACUAUUAGAAACAGACAAAGAUAAACAAGAGAAGAAGCCAAAGGCGGAUGAGAUACAGAAGUUUUACAAACAUACUGUAGAUUCUAAGUUUAGAAAGAAGCUCCCAAAUGUGUGCAAAGCAAUGAGAAGCAAAUGCUUUACUGAUGAAAGUAGAGACGAUAAUGUUGAUCUUCCACCGCCACUUCUUCCUACGCCUAGCAACAAUGCAUCAAUAACAAAGACGCGAUCUACAACGCCACAGGUUGAAGAAUUGGAACGUGAAUCGUCCGUCGCCAGCGUGGAUCUUGAAAGGAAAGGCUCACUUCUUGACAGAGAGUUAUCGUUGCAGCGGGGUCGUUCACUUUCCCGUCAACCUUCUUCGUCACUGAAAAUGUUCGCAAAUAGAGUGGUAGGUGUAAGUCGCAAGAGUACAGCUGUCAAAGACAAGAAAGAGAUGUCAUCAAAAGUCGCAACAAAUGCAUUUGAAGCACUUUCUGGUGAACCUUCUGCUUCAGAAACCCAAAAUACCACUAGAAUUGAAAAGAAAUCGACCUUAGUAGCAGCAACGCCAGCAAAGAAAGAAAAACACAUCCAGGUGACCAAUAGUAGCAAGGCCAUUUUAGUAGCAGACAGCCCCGUAAAGGCUCCAGUCUUUGGAACAACAAUGGCAGCAAGUGAUGAAGACUUUCAGGAAGAUGACAUUAUUCCAGACACACCUCAGAAGAAACACAAGAGCAAUGAUAAACCUCAAGGUAAAAGGAUGCUUCUCAGUGAACUCAAUAAGCUCACUGAAUAGCCUGUAAAAUAUGUACAAUACAUG
Messenger RNA from Wallemia mellicola CBS 633.66, 1251 nucleotides. RefSeq lists its product as hypothetical. Lineage: Eukaryota; Fungi; Basidiomycota; Wallemiomycetes; Wallemiales; Wallemiaceae. Bases 574 to 1227 code for a protein of 217 amino acids. The transcript is spliced from 3 exons. The record is from RefSeq and is a predicted model, not a curated record.